AUGCCGGUCAAGGUAAAAUGGAAAACCGUUUGUGCGGCAGUAUUGGUGUUGGCCGUCCAACUGGCCACCGGCAUGUUCGUACAGAGACACUGCAAUCAUUUGUAUCCCAAGCCAGACGAGGUAAUACAUGGAGUGCAUAUUGAAUCACCUCACAUAAUGAGAAAAAGAAGUGUGAAUCAGCCGCUGCGAAUUCUUCUCUAUUACGACGAGAGUGUGUAUAGACUUACCGAAGAGAAAUUUCAGCUAAUAAAUAAUACCAUACUACCGGAAGCUGUGCGUUUUUGGGAACAAGCACUCAUGGUUCGCAAAACCGAAAACGUUAUUCGACUCAACCGAAAAUGUGUAAACAAUCAAGUUUUUUAUCGAAAAGGAGAUCCUCAUCCAUACUGCAAGAACGCAUGUGAAGACCGAACAAUGUGUGGCGAAGUACAAGUUCCCGAAGAUCAUUUGGAGGCAUGUAAAACGUGCAACGCGUCGGGCAUGGACUGCGGCACGGAAACGUCUAAAUCAGGCGUGGGCAUCGAAGGAGCUGACUUCGUGUUCUACGUGAGCGCAAUGGAGACGGAACGGUGCCACAAGGGUCUGACAGUGGCUUACGCGGCCCACUGUCAGCAGGAGUCGGCACUGGACCGGCCGAUUGCCGGGCACGCCAACUUGUGCCCGGAGAGUAUCAGCACCAAGCCGCAGGAGCUCGAGGUGCUCCUGUCUACGGUCAAGCACGAAAUAUUGCACGCGCUCGGUUUCUCCGUGAGCCUGUUCGCAUUUUACCGGGACGCCAACGGGUAUCCGCUGACCGCCAGGGAAGACAAUGGCAAGCCCAGGCUCAACGAGAAACUUCAAGCAAGGCAGUGGAGUGAUAAAGUAAUCAAGACGGUGGUAAGACGCAAUUGGACAGUACAUGGUGGCGUGGUCGACAAAGAAGUUCAAAUGAUGGUAACGCCUCGAGUGGUAGAAGAAGUUAGAAAACAUUUCAACUGCUCCUAUUUAGAAGGGGCUGAACUAGAAGACCAAGGGGAAGAUGGUACGGCUCUCACGCAUUGGGAAAAAAGAAUUUUUGAGAAUGAAGCGAUGACGGGUACUCACACACAGAAUCCAGUUUAUUCGCGAUUAACACUAGCACUGAUGGAAGAUACUGGAUGGUAUAAGGCUAAUUAUUCAUUAGCUCAAGAUCUCAGCUGGGGCAAAAACUUGGGCUGCGAUUUCGUAACAAAAAGCUGUAAACAAUGGAUGGACAUGAAACGUGCCAAAGGACAAUCUAUCCAUCCGUUUUGUAAUAAAGUGAAAAGAGAUCCUCUGGAAACAGAGUGUACGGAUGAUCGUAGCUCUGUAGCCCUAUGCAAUCUAGUCGAACACGUACAGCCCUUACCAAACUUCUACCAGAACUUCGAUUACAUCCCACACGUAACAUCUGGUCGUGAAGCAUAUUAUGGAGGAUCCGUAAGUCUUGCGGAUUACUGUCCUUACAUUCAAGAGUUUAUAUGGAGGUCGAAAAGUGUGGUAAUAAGAGGAUCACAUUGUCAGUAUCCCGAAAAUAAUCCACAUCCAGAUAAAAACUUUGCAUUAGAAGUAUACGGAGACAAUUCUAAAUGUUUCGACCAUACUAAUCAGAUGUGGGAAGAACAAACGUGCAAACAAGUCAGACAAUGGCAACACUGGGGCUCUGGAUGUUACGAAUAUAGCUGUCAAAACGGAAGACUUCAUAUUGUUGUGUCCAACCACACGUACACGUGCUACUUCCCGGGCCAGGAAUUGGUCAUCCGGCUGGUGGCCAACGGUUGGCUGCACAAGGGCGUCAUCGUGUGUCCGGCGUGCGAGGAGCUGUGCGGCGGCGGGUCGGACGACAACAAGUGCAAGCCACCGUCGGACGUGCCACUCACCGUACCGUAUCACCGCGAACAGCUAGCGUGCGGCGGCACGGCCACAGUCUCCGUCACGGCCGCAGCCGCGGUCACCACGCGUACAAUGUUCCACUGUAAACAUCGAUCGCAGUGGCGUCCUCGGAUUGGAGGUAUGCCUACAACGUUUUCGUAA
Macrosiphum euphorbiae (potato aphid) is the source of this 2031-nucleotide messenger RNA. Lineage: Eukaryota; Metazoa; Arthropoda; Insecta; Hemiptera; Aphididae. The record is from the annotation of a GenBank genome assembly.